This is a messenger RNA of Acanthamoeba castellanii str. Neff, 525 nucleotides long. RefSeq lists its product as uncharacterized. NCBI's taxonomy places the organism in Eukaryota, Discosea, Longamoebia, Acanthamoebidae. The record is from RefSeq and is a predicted model, not a curated record. Bases 1 to 525 code for a protein of 174 amino acids. The transcript is spliced from 2 exons.
AUGUCAACUGUGGAGGGUGUUUGGGCGGAGCUGAAGAACGUGGGCAAGGUCACCAGGCGAAGAAGCGAGGAAUGGUACUCAUUUGAGGUGGACUAUGACAAACUCAACGCCAGUGCCUCGGUGUUGGCCGGUAUAGCAGCGUUCUCUAGCCACAUGUGGAUCAUGGACACCAUGCGAGCCGAGAAGAAGGGCUGGAAGUGGUACGGCGACACGCAGGUCGUCGUCUACAAGUUCACCGCACCCUCCAUGCGUGAAGCGAUCAUCACCGCCAUCGUGGGCACGGCAGUGUCAGGCUCGGGCGCUGGCCGCUUCUCGUCGCCCAACCAGAGCUUCUACGUCGAGUCCAACAGCGACGGCAGCUGGGUGGACUUCUGGCAGAGGACGGCGCAGGGCGACAACGACCUGCCCAAGUGGGAGGGCGCACCACGAGUGACCGUCAAUCUCGUCCAGACCGGUAACACGUGCUGCACUCUGGCCCAGAAGGACGACAAGACCUUCAUCCUUGUGGACUACCUGACCAGUUGA